Pyricularia oryzae 70-15 is the source of this 3255-nucleotide messenger RNA. RefSeq lists its product as uncharacterized. Lineage: Eukaryota; Fungi; Ascomycota; Sordariomycetes; Magnaporthales; Pyriculariaceae. The coding region runs from base 1503 to 2597 and encodes 364 amino acids. The record is from RefSeq and is a predicted model, not a curated record. The transcript has a single exon.
CACCGCCAUCUUCCCACCUGCUGGAGGCUGUGACCGUAGGUUGGCGCUUUGCCAACUCAUCUGCCCUCUUUACUACUCAGCUCGCCUGGCACCGCAGCAUGCAAUCUUAAAAUCCCUUCCAUGCUUAUGCUGCUUUCCGCGGUUCUGGAUGUUAUAUCCCCAGUGGGAUGGCCUGCUAGCCAUUGCACAGGGGGUAGCAGCAGACUGGUCAAGGCGGAGCUAUCUCUUUUUUUUUCUUCUCUUUUUUUUAUCUGCUUUUCCCCUUCUCUGAUAUUUUAUUCCUCAUCUCACACCCCCGGAGGAAUUGGCACAUAAAUAUCCCGGUCAUGGGUCCGGCAACAGGCAUUGCUGCCCAAACUGCCCUUCUUGUCUCUAAUCCCACAUAGCCUGAUGUGCCCUUCUGGGUCUUGGGAAUGUGCUUUGUUGGCUUUCUCUCAUUGAAGACCCGCCGCCGUCUGCCAGCUUGUUUCGUUGUGACUGGAUGAGGAUUUGUUUAAGACCAAAGUACUGAAACUGCUGCGGCUCGGUCAAAAAUCCGUAUAAGAGCUCUAUUCCCCUAAUUUCUCACUUUGUUCCUGUCUGGAUCCCUUGGUUCCUUGACCGCAUUCCGCCGUCACGAGAUUUGGUAAAUCUCUUAGACUUUUCCGGAAACUUUUUUUCAAAUAUUUCUUCCUGUCUCGUUUGCGCGGAAGAAUCAUCAAAGAAACAACUUACGACACUGCACCCCGCCCGCCCUUGUUUUUUUUUUUUUUUUUGGUCUAGACUAGCUGCUGUGUGCAAGUAAGUCUGUGGCAAACAAAUCACCUCAGAUUCGGCCAACCAACCAUCUACUUGAGGAGCUCGCACACACCUCUCACACAUCCCGUCAAUCCGUCAAUUACUCGACAGCCCAGUCGCACCCCCCAAAAAAUUCAAAUCUGCAAGAGGCCUUCCUCCCACACUUGCAGCUCAGAUCGACCCCCGCGCCCUGUUUGACUGCCUUGCUUGUCCAGUCGAUUUUUUCUGGACGCACCCCGGCCAUCCUUUACCUCUUUCUAUUACUCCGGGCUGGGACCAGGGAUCCAGCCUAACCCACGGCUCCUCUCGUCUCUCACUUUUUGAGUCGACAGUCGUCUCUGCCACUGCCGUCAUACCAUCUUAUCUCUCGCCUUAUAACCGUCAUACUCUAUCGGCAAUCCCUCGGAUCUCUCUUUGUGGUCCUGCCAUUCCAUUCGGGCUAGGGCAUAUCCAAAUUUGUCAACAAGCUUAUCAUGCGCACAUUUCGAGGUUCACUUUCUUGUCCUCGUUGGAGGUUCAUACUCGGGUUGUCAACUCCCUGAAAGCAUUACUUAUUGAUUCAGCCCUCACGCCUGCACCAAGGUGGGCAAAACAACGACUUUGCUCCACUUGUGGCACGCACACACUACGAUAUACUGACCAGCCAGCCUAACUUGGUCCGGAAGCUCAACAUCUUCCCUCCUCUACUGGCACCAAAUCAGCGGCCCCAGGGCCUCACUCCAACAAUGCCUCGGCCAUCAACUCCUGGAAGGAUGGUUCAAAGCCCCGGCCCCACGAGGCCGACCUCCCCACCCCAGACUCCCAAGUCCGCUUCGGCGUCCAAAGAGCAGAAGAACCGCAAAGGUAAUUGGGGAGGCCGCAGUCGACAGUCCAAGCAGCAACAGGCUAUCCGGGAACAGCUGUCGCACCACCAUUUCGGCGCACAAUUCAUAGAUGAUCUGGACGAUGGUCCCGUCUAUGGUUUUCGACCCGGCCCACGAGGUGCGGACCGGUUGUCCCCCCGUUCUGCCCUUUCUCUCUCGGAAGAUGAGACCGAAGAUGAGAUAGAUGACGAGGUCGACGGGAACGACGAAGAAGAGGACGACGAAGAUGCUGACGGAGAGGCUGAUGCCGAGUCGUCCGCAAGCGACAGUCCGCCACCAUCUUGCAGCCCUGGACGAUUCACCAAGUCCUCCACAGAACCGACACAGCAGGCUUUCCAUGGCAGCUCCUAUGCUGCCAACUCCAAAAGAAGCGUCCCCUGUGUGGUCACUGCACAGGUCACUGUCGAAACUCUUGAGAUACGGGAGUACGAUGAUAGUGACGACGACGACGACUGCGUUGUCAUCCACCCCGACGUCAUCGAAGAUGCCGAUUCAGAGAGCAGUCGGUCCCGCUCCCGCUCACGUAGUCGUCAGCGGCGAGACAGCAACAUGGCUUCGGAAAUGCGAGACCUCAACGUUUUUGCGUCCUCAGACGAGGAUGAUCUUGAGGAGACUGAGUACGAAAGGAAGAUGAGAGAGCACCGUGAAGAAAGACGGCGGGCCCGUAUGAAUUCAGGCAGCAUCACCAAACGUACAAUCAGCGAGCGCGGCAGCGACAGCGACAGCGAGGACCUUGCCAAUGGCCAUGGAUUACCUACCUCCCACGACCCCACCGAUGCGGCUCACCGUCGCCUACGCCGGAGGCUGGCACGCAACAGUGUUCUGUUCCAUAAGCCGGCUGCGCCGAAAAUCGACGAGGCAGAUGAGCCCGACUCGAGCGAUGAAGAAAGGGAUGUUCUUCUCGCACGCGAGCUUUCCUUCUUCAACUACAUCUUUAUGGAGGUUGACUCCCCGUGAAGACUUUUUCCGGAACACAAAAAGCACAGAGAAUCUAGAAAUCGACAUUUAUUUCAACAGCAAAUCGAACAUCUUUGAGUUCGUCGCCAAUCCACAUAUUUCAAACAUGACAAUAAUGAUCACGACCGCCCAUGACCAACCACGAAAAGCUGCCUCGCUAUUCGCCAAUGCCUUGGCAUGAGGUGUGCAAUCCAAUCUUAUCUGGUGUAUGCCGCUGGCCACCUGCCCGUCAAACCCGCGGAUAUGGCGGAUGAUUGAGCAGAUAUUAUGGUACAGCGCUUUCAUUUUCGACUUGUUUUUUUUUUCCUUUUUCGUUUCACAUUAUUUGGCUUUAUCGCCUUUUCUCUGAGAUCUUUGCCAUAUUGUAUUGUACCUAUUGGCUCCAGGAUGAAGUUGACUAGCAUAGCACGGAAUAUGCUGUUUGUGGAUCGGGUAUUUAGACUAGGGAUACAAGCACACGUGUGCCAGGAUUCUACAUAUUUGGUACUCUUUGUAACUGCAUUAUUUGCAAUAAAGUUCCCCAUGAAAAACACUACUUUUUCGGUUGAUUUUAUCAUUUUGUGACGUUAACUAGCUCUAUAAUAGACAGGAUAGUAGGGAAUGACAUGGCCCACACUAAGGUAUAUUUAGAUUGUCAGUGUCUGUAUUUCUCGCCAUA